Molecule: messenger RNA, 1985 nt
Organism: Rhea pennata
Lineage: Eukaryota; Metazoa; Chordata; Aves; Rheiformes; Rheidae
Gene: GIPC2
Product: GIPC PDZ domain containing family member 2
Exons: 6
Coding region: 1-951 (316 amino acids)
Molecular function (GO): protein binding
Source: RefSeq, a predicted model, not a curated record
AUGCCGCUGGGGCUGCGGAGCAAGAAGAGGGGCAAGUCCAAGGAGACCUCCAAGCUGGUGGAGAGCGAAGCGGCGCCGCCGCCGCCGGCCGCGGCGCCGCCGGCAGCGCCGCCGGCGCGGCUGCACUUCCACGCGCAGCUGGCGCACGGCAGCGCCACGGGCCGCGUGGAGGGCUUCGCCAGCGCCCGCCAGCUCUAUGCGCAGAUCGCCGAGGCCUUCCGCAUCCCCCCUGCGCAGAUCAUGUUUUGCACUUUGAACACGCACAAAGUCGAUAUGGACAAGCUCUUAGGAGCACAAAUUGGCCUCGAAGACUUCAUAUUUGCCCAUGUAAAAGGACAACGGAAAGAAGUGGAAGCUCUUAAAAGUGAGGAUGUGCUUGGGCUUACUAUUACAGACAACGGAAUUGGCUGUGCGUUUAUAAAGCGAAUUAAAGAAGGCAGCCUAAUGGACCAAAUCAAAACGGUCUGCGUGGGUGAUCACAUAGAGUCUAUAAAUGGAAAAAAUGUGUCAGAUUAUCGGCAUUACGAAGUUGCCAAAAUGCUAAAAGACCUGGAGAAAGGUCAGAUGUUUAAGCUGGAGUUGAUAGAACCCAUGAAAGCAUUUGAAAUGUUGGAACCAAGGUCACAAGGUAGAUCUCUGCCAGAGGCUAAAAUCUCCAGAGGCAGAGAAACUCUUCGACUGAGAACAAAAGGCCCUGCCACUGUGGAGGAAAUGCCAUCAGAAGCUGAAGAAAAAGCAAUAAAAAAGGUGGAUGAACUUCUUGAAACGUAUAUGGGGAUAAGAGACAUUGAGUUAGCUGCGACAAUGGUAGAAGCUGGAAGAGACAAGAAAAACCCAGAUGAAUUUGCAAUGGCAUUGGAUGAAACUCUUGGAGAUUUUGCUUUUCCAGAUGAGUUUGUCUUCGAUGUAUGGGGAGCAAUAGGUGAUGCUAAGCAAGGGCGACUUGAAUGAAAACUGUUCAUUGUAUCAACCCCUAUCUGAAAAUAGAAAAUGACUUUCAAAUACAUAUAUCAGAAUUUUUUAUUGAUGUGAAUCCAUGACACUCUAUUCUUAUCAGAAACUUUUGUUUUGUGAAGGAAAGUUUCCAGCAGAAAUUUGGAGAUAAGUCCAAAGUUCUGACAUCUACACAUUCAAAAGAAACAAUUUUAUGCAGAAAUCAUUGUGAGGAGUGGGAAAAGGAUACAUAAAUAUAUAUUUAUGAAUUUUAGGUAAUUAGGAAAAUUAGGUAUUUCUAGUUGUACCCAUAGUUUGAUAUCAACAUUCUGAAGGGUGUUAGACAUGCACCAAAGAGUUUGGAUUAUUUUAUCCUUUCUGAAGAAAGGUUUAUAAACUCAAUGAAAUGCUACUCAGCUACGUGCUUCGGUUCCCUCAUCUUCUGUUGUCCUUAUAUUUGCAAGCACACAGCACUGCGGAAGACUUGAAACCUUAGGUUUUCUUGCUCUUUGGCCUCGAAGCAGUCUUUUCUGUAGGGAGUGUUGGGAAGAAGUUACCUUGUUUCUGGAGAAGUUGAAUUCAGGGAACAAUUUCCUCUGAAACAUGAGAGGUAAUGAAUGAUAAAGACUUGCUUUGAAUGAUAAAGACUUGCUUUCAUUCAGGUCGUGAUACGCACUGUCUACGUACUACUAAGAUGGACAGGUAGUAGAAAUGCUUAAAACAGAUAGGAAGCUGCUGCUUUACUUUCAGAUGCCAUAUUAUUGCAAUAGUAAUUGCAUAGGCAGAAACGAAUGUUAAUUUUGAUUAUUAUUCAUAUAAUUGAAUGAUAGCUGUCAUGUGGUGCUGGAAGCCAUAGCACAUGCUUAAGUGAUUUUUGCAUAUGCUAAGUGCUUUGCUGAGAUUGUAUGAAGUUCCUCCAUUCUUUCUUGUGUUUUUCUUAUGUGGCAAUGUAGGAGAGACAUUUUACAAGUGUUCAAAAUUGGAGAUUUUUUAAUGAAAUGUACAAUUAUUUGCAUUUUACACAUUAUUGUAAAAUCUCAAACAAUCAUAGA